Messenger RNA from Arachis stenosperma, 2369 nucleotides. Its product is annotated as sodium/hydrogen exchanger 6-like. Gene Ontology annotation, biological process: regulation of pH; sodium ion transport; proton transmembrane transport. Gene Ontology annotation, cellular component: membrane; endosome. Gene Ontology annotation, molecular function: sodium:proton antiporter activity. The transcript is spliced from 20 exons. NCBI's taxonomy places the organism in Eukaryota, Viridiplantae, Streptophyta, Magnoliopsida, Fabales, Fabaceae. The record is from RefSeq and is a predicted model, not a curated record. The coding region runs from base 1 to 1623 and encodes 540 amino acids.
AUGGUGAUUGAGGAUGUCGAUAUAUCACCGGCAAGAGCGGCGGAUGUGGUCACGGAGACGGUUGCGAGCAAAGCGGAGCAGGCGGCAGGGCUGGGAAUUCUGCUGCAGAUCAUGAUGCUGGUGCUGGCCUUCGUGCUUGGCCAUGUCCUCCGCCGCAAGAAGAUUUACGUGGUUCCGGAGGCCAGCGCCUCCCUCCUCAUCGGCCUGCUUGUCGGCGUCCUCGCCAACAUCUCCCACACUCAGACCAGCAUCAGAGCCUGGUUCAAUUUCCACGAGGAAUUCUUCUUCCUCUUCUUGCUCCCUCCCAUAAUAUUUCAGUCUGGUUUCAGCCUCGCACCCCAACCUUUCUUCUCUAAUUUUGGAGCCAUUAUCACCUUUGCUAUAUUCGGUACCUGUCUAGCUUCUGUUGUAACUGGUGUCCUUGUUUUCCUUGGUGGAUUUAUACACCUCGUGUACGGACUACCUUUCGUUGAGUGCCUAAUGUUUGGUGCUCUUAUCUCUGCAACUGAUCCAGUUACCGUUCUCUCCAUAUUUCAGGAGCUUGGCACUGAUGUCAAUUUGUAUGCCCUGGUUUUUGGAGAGUCUGUUCUGAAUGAUGCUAUGGCUAUUUCAUUGUACAGAACAAUGUCACUGGUUAAAACUCAUCCAUCUGGACAGAACUUAUUCAUGGUGGUUGUUAGGUUCUUGGAGACUUUUGUUGGGUCGAUGUCUGCUGGUGGUGUAGUUGGAUUCAUAUCUGCUUUACUAUUUAAGUAUGCAGGAUUGAGUAUUGACAGCCUUCAGAACUUGGAGAGCUGUCUUUUUGUACUUUUCCCAUAUUUCUCGUACAUGCUUGCAGAAGGUCUUGGCUUGUCUGGUAUUGUAUCAAUAUUGUUCACGGGAAUGGUCAUGAAGCACUACACGUAUUCAAACUUGUCUAGAAGUUCUCAGAGAUUUGUCUCUUCUUUCUUCGAGUUAAUAUCAUCAUUAGCAGAGACAUUUGUAUUUAUAUACAUGGGGAUUGAUAUUGCCAUGGAGAAACAUAGCUGGUCACAUGUUGGAUUUAUUUGCUUCUCAGUUAUAUCCAUUGGAAUUGCAAGGGCGGCCAAUGUCUUUUGUUGCGCAUAUCUGAUCAACUUAGUCAGACCUCAACAGCAAAAGAUACCACCAAAGCACCAGAAAGCACUAUGGUAUAGUGGACUUCGAGGAGCAAUGGCCUUUGCCCUUGCUCUACAAUCAGUUCAUGAUCUUCCUGAAGGACAUGGGCAGACCAUAUUCACUGCAACUACAGCAAUUGUCAUGUUGACGGUAUUGCUGAUUGGUGGUUCAACAGGUACCAUGCUGGAAGCUUUAGAAGUUGUAGGUGGUGAAAUUAAUAGCAAGGAGAGCCCUUUGCCUUCAUUUGAGGAAAGCAAUGGCAGCUAUGUUUCUCCUCAGAAGGAAGAAUUAUCACCAGGGAGCAAAAUCAAGUUGAAGCUUCGAGAAUUAAACAGUGCUGCAUCUUUUAAAGCAUUAGAUAAGAACUACCUCACCCCAUUCUUUACAAGUCAAAACGAAGAUGAUGAAGAAGAAGAAGUAGUUGAGCUUCUGGCUUCUAGAAGUGCGGGAUUCCAUGAUCCCCAGCAAGAACAUUAUUCUCCGUGAAACUUAAGGGAACUACACGGACAUGGUCAAUGGUAUUUGAUGUUGAAUCAUGCAAUCUGUAGAGAGCUUGAUCGAUAGGAUUUGAUUGUCACAGCUCAGUGAAGGAUCAUAGGAAGUUGUAGGGUUUGUCCUGUUAGGUUGGAAGCUAAUGAUCGUAUGUCUCUGAUCUGAUCUGUCGUGAAGCUUGGAUUUCAUAAACACAAUCUAACCACACACGCAUGCUUAACUCAUCAUGACUUCAAUGCAGCAAGUUAGUGGAACAUUAGUAUCUGAUCUUUAUAUGUUGAAUAUUACAUCUUUUUUUUUUACGUUAUUAUUUUGCAGUUUAGGAUAAAAAUAUUAUAUACAACGAACAUGCAUGCAUGCAUGCAUUCACAGACGUUCCUUCCUUCCGAUUUCCAAAAUAAGGAGGAAACUAGUUAAAUAAGGGAAAGUCAUAAAUUUGAGGAAUAAAUUGAAAUAAAUAAGAUGAAUGCGAAUAUGAAGAAAUUGUCAUCAAUAAUAGAAAAAUAAAUCUGAUUUUCAUAAAAUGUGUGAUCUGAAAUUAGGUUUGCCAUUUAAAAAUUGGAUUGAAUAGAAAACGAGCUAAUGCAUGUCGUGUUAUUCACAAACACCCUGGAACUUGACAAAGGGGAUGUCGAGUUCUUCACUCCCCAUUCGAUUUUUUUUUCUAUCGUGUCAUACAUUAUUGCAAAUGUUAAUUAAACUUUAGUGAUCAAAAUUUGAUAAUAUCAGUGUAUUAAUUA